Molecule: messenger RNA, 5051 nt
Organism: Heterotrigona itama
Lineage: Eukaryota; Metazoa; Arthropoda; Insecta; Hymenoptera; Apidae
Source: the annotation of a GenBank genome assembly
GUUUGUCGUUCGUACGACACUGUAUUUAUACACUCUCAUUCACCACGUCGUAUUUACUUGCGCACACGUUUCAUGUAUACGUACAGGCACACAGUUACACACAUACACACGCACAUGAAUGCGCGACCUUGUGUGCGCAACAGGCGUCAGGAACCGAGUAAAGUCUAUAAAGAUUGUACGAUGAAGUGUAAGAGUAGGGCCUCUACUUUAGUACGACUGGCCAGUUUUUUGCAACAGUAGCGUAAGCACAAUUCUACGUGCCUGGUCCUCUUGCAUCAAAAUUUUUCGGAGCAAUAAAUACAAUUGACUCGAAGAAUGAUGAGAUGUGACAUUUUGACAUAAAAUAUACUUAGAAGAAACAUUCAUAAUCGAUUAAAAAAAUCUGUUCCUUACAUUUGUAUUAUUUAUUAGUACUAUAUGAAUAUUUAUAAACGUCUGCAGAACUGUAAAUCAUGUAAAAUUGAAUAUUGAAGAUUAUAUCAUUCCUGUCAAUACAAUAAUAACACACAUUAUGAACGGAAUAAUACAAAUACACUAAUCAUUCACAUUAUCCUAUCAAUCUCAUCAACCAAUACACUCUUUCACAUUCACUCUUACCCUUAUAUCUAUAACAUAUAAUCUUCCUUAUUCGUUUAUUUCUCACGUUUGUACAAUUCCAUAUUCAUAUUCACAAUUUAAUGCCUUUUCGUAUUCACAAGCUGUUUACACGAUUCCAAGAACCUUCUCAACGAAAGCAAAAUUCUAUGUCGCAGCACGGGUGCCCGGAGAAUAGUGCCUUGAAAAUACUCCGUCCCUGGCCUGCAGUCUGCCGCCUUAUAAAGGGAACCCACGCGAAAGCGCAGGCUGCAUACCACGGGAGCGCGUCGUUCGAAGCUGGAGGUGCCGAUUCAACGGUGUGAUUGCUUUUAAUUCCCGAACACGCGCCACUUCUACGUACCCACGCAUCGGAAGAUUCGCAUCAGUGGUCCUCGGUGAGUUUGACGUGGUUUCGCCUCGAACGAGCUGCAUGAUGCGCAACAGGCCUGAAAGGAUCGCGACCGAACCGCGUGGCGACGCGGUACAUCGUCAGUGAAAGACACGCAACCUUUUAUCCAACUAUAACGUGUUUACGUUCGCCGUUGCGGUCAUGGAAACGGUGAUCUGACGCUUCGUCGUAAAUAUUCACUGCCAGACGCGCCCAGUGAACGUUCCUUGGCAACGUGCUUCGUCGAGAAACCGGCCAGUUCUUCGCGAGCCACGCUACACCACACACAGCCGGUCGUCAAUCAUCGUGAUUAUGGUAGUUGAGGAAAAUACUGUACCGUUGAUGAACUCAUGAGUUAUCAUUGCCCAAAUCAUGAGUUAUCACUGAUCCCUCGGAACCGAUAAGAACGCACAGAUUCACGACGAAAAUAUUCAGCAACACGCGUCGAGAAUGGCUUUAGCGAGGAUCAAAAGUUUUAUAGAUACAAGUCUGAAGACCGUGUCCACGCCGUUGGAUCGUACGGUGAAUCUGGAGCCGGAAGUGGGCAUUAGGAUCGUUCAUUCGAUCAACGAGAAGGCGUUGCACGUGACUGUGCUGGGCGCUCGUCAUUUGCCACAAAAUUUUGGUUUCACCCGAGUCAACAGCUACGUAGUCAAGGUGAAGCUGAUACCGGGAAAGGAGAAGUUCGAGACAACGUCGAAGAACGAGUCGUGGCCGCAGUGGAACGAGGAAUUUACGUUUCCUCUGCGCAAGGAGACGAAACAGAAGUUCGGUAAAACGAAGGUGGUCGAGGAGGAGAUCAAUGGAUCCAGGUUCAUCGUGGCCACGUUGUACGCGAUUCUCGAGGACAAACCGUUGAUAGCGACCGAGAAGAAGGAGGAGAAGGCCUCGUCCCCCAGCAAGGAAUCUCCGAAGAAAGGGAGCAAGAAGAAAGAUGGCCAGGGUGCCUCCUGCGAGAACCAGGAGCCAACGAAGAAUAAAUUGUUCAGUCAGUUCUUCAACAAAGGAACGGACAAAUCGGCGGAGACUACCACCACUGAGAGGAAAUUGUUCGAUAAGAGGCGAACUAUAGGUGCCACGACGAUCUCCUUGGACCCGAAGAACUUCAACGUGAAGCCGCCCAAAUCAAAGCAUCCGAGCGAUGUGUCGACUGGUGACAUGUGGAGACCGUUGCGACCGAUCGCCAGUGGCAUAUCUGGAGCCGAAGAAAGGAAGGAAAAUAAGAAAGGCCAAGUAGAGUUGUCACUGUGCCAAGAGAAGACCAAUAAGAAUGAGGAGGGUAGCGAAAGACUGAUAUUGUCUCUGCAUCGUCUGAGAUGCUCGUUACAGACGAUGCACGAGCACGAGGCCUUGAAAGGACAGAUGUAUAUCAAGAUGUCUGUGGUAGACAAUGGAAGAGUGACUCACUUCUGGAAAAGCGAUCGUUUCGCGCCGUGCGUUUCGAUGAAAUUCGCGCCAGAUCUGGCGAGAGUGAUCGCGGAUAAUCCGUAUCAGGGGGCACUGAAAGAUGUUAGCUUCGUUGUUAAAUUCGUCUCAAAAAAUAAAUUAGGGAAGAAAACCACCGUUGGCCAUUUUGCAAUCGGAUCAGAUGUAGGUGGAACCUAUGGGGAACAAUGGAAACAAGCUCUAUCGAAAUCAGGACAACAGAUAACGAAAUGGCAGGCAUUCGAGUGAAAACCAGAAACGCGAACAGAUCAAUAAACUUGGUUUUCCUUCGAGCGUGAACCUACUUUCGAUUCGUGCUAACAUUAUGAAUAUGUAAACGCGUGAUCGAUAGCGUAGUUCCGAAGAAUAUACUUAGACGAACAUCUAUGGAUACGAAACUACAUACUUUCGUAUAUCAGCUAUUCGUGAAAUUUAUUUUCGCUUGAUUUCAUUUUCACUGGAUCUUAUGAUUUUGCCGCGAGGCGACAUACUUGGACAAAAGUAUUUUAUCCAUUUGUUUGUACAUAUCGAUCGUUUUACUCAACCGUCCCCGAUUCCAAGGUAGAAAAAUCGCGAUCGUAACUUUGGUUGAAAGUUUCUGUCAAGGAUCGGAAUGAUGGAACCGUCCAAUAAGUGCCUACCAGUAUAGAAAUAUAUAUUUUGAUAGAAACAAAUGCGACAUUCACAGAAUCUUAAUGAUGAAAGGAAUAAACGAAGGGAUCGACUAAAUUCCGUGCCAGAAAGAAUUGCAAGCAACAAAUUUUUAACUGAUAAGUAAAGUACGACGUAUAAUAUAGUGACGCGUUUUUAUUUUAGAUCUCUGUAUUGAAAUAUUUUUAAGAUGAGCUACAAAAUCAGUGGAAAAGUAUUUUAUAUUAUGAAUUUUUUGAAUUUGUUUGGUAGAACUGAUAGUGACAUAUAUUUAAUUCGCUCAUUGUCUCAAUUGUAAGCAUCAAUGUGGGUAUUAACGUAUUAAUAUAUACCGUAUAUAAUUAUUGUAAUAGAUUAUUUAUAUUGCUGUAAUUAAUUGUAUAUGUAUUUUGUUACGGAAAUUAACUGUAUUUCGAGAAAUAUGUUUAACGCCUAAACAGUCACACCAAAAGAUUUGUAUUAACACACACAUUUGUAUAACAGAGAUAUAUUUUAUAUGUAAUACACCUGUCGUUAUACAUAAAGGAUGAUCUUUAUUUUCUUACACUUAAUGUUUUCCAUAGAUCUUUAUUCAUUCUCCUUUUUUUUUUUUAUCAUACACAUGUACAAACGUAUAAAAGAAUGAUUCAUUAUACAAUCAAUCAUACUUUUCUGUUAUUUAAUAAUUAAUUAUACUUGUAGAAAAUGCAUAUAAAAAUAUAAGAAGCACAAUCGUUUUAUACUAACAUUACGUUUAUGAUUUGAUAAUGGACGGAAUUUACAAUAUUGCUUGUACUGUGCUAAAUAUUAGUGUUAAUUCAAUACAUUUGAUCAAUAUAUUUUUCUUUUGUACUACGCAAGUAAUCUAAAUUAAAGCAUACAUAUGUAUGAUACUAGCAUAUAUAUAUAUAUAUGUUUGUAUUAAAAAUUAUUAAAAAUAUAUUUCUAUAAAAAAUUGCAAUGCUCUAAGAAAAGAUAAAAAUGUAUCUGCAAUAUUCUAAAAUUACUAAAAAAUGUCUUAAAAAUCUUGAUUGUUAUCAUCUUUCUAGUAAGGCACAAAGAGGCACUUUAAAAUGCUUAUAAAAAAAGAAUCGGUCAAUGGUAUAAAAUAGUUUUGUGAAAUAAUCAGUCUAAUUUUCACGUGAAAUAUGCUACUUCCCUGAAGUUCACAUCAUACAAUUGUCAAGAAGAAUUAGUAAGUACAAACGAAUCUUUAUAUCAUAAAAAAAUAUGUUUAAAUAGACGUUGUCUAAUCAGAUCUAUCAAUAGUCUUUGGUUGAGAUUGUUAAGUAUAAACAAGUACGUAUCUUAAGGAAAUUGCUAAACCUAUCAUUGAAGCAAAUAUGCUCCCAUGAUUGUACGAGGCUGUAUUGCAGCCAUCUUUGCUAUUGCAAGUGCAAUAUUCCAUAAAUAUAUUGUACGUCCCUGUUCUCAUAAGGCAAAAUCUCUCAUCCCCCUCAAUUCCUGGUUCUCCCAUAUAAGCACAAGUACGAAAAUAUCUCCAUUCCCCGUUGACUAAGGAUUAAAAUAAAAACUAACUUAUAACAAUCCCUGCAAAUUUGGUUACCAUGCUAUGUGAAAUUUUGAACUUAUUCACACACACCUUUCUGACGAAUUUUACGACACAUGGUAGGCCUUACACCUGGCAAAUGUUCUAAGUCAGGUUCUUGUUUACAGUCAGUUAUCGGUACAGUGGUAUUAUCAAAUGGAUCUGCACAUUUUGGAUCAGAAUCAGACCUGCAAACCCAGCACUUGAUAGAUAAUGUUUACCUUGCUGAAUGCAACAGAGAACGAAUAAUACUGAUAAUAAAAUAGGAAAGCUUGUUUCAUUGGCCAUUCUCUUGGGAAUUGGAGAUCACUUUAUGAGAACUUCAAAACUCGCGUCAAGUCGUAACGAUUAAUUACUCCGACUGCCCACGCCUACAAGUUACGAGUGACUACGCCACUAACCAACUGUUAUCGUAACAGGGCUGACAUAGCAAAUAUUUUGCAAUUGCAAAUAAAAUAUGGAUGAACAUCCAGUAAAAACAAA